UUCCUUAGCCCGCGGCGCGCGUGCGCAGGACGAAGUCGUGGCGGUGCCGGUGGCUGCUGAAAAGACAACGGUAUCUCGGCCUCAGGUUGCGUCCCAGUCUGAUCAAGCCCCAAGGCCUUCACCAUGGACUUCCAGCAUCGCCCCGGGGGCAAGACCGGGAGCGGGGGCGUGGCCUCCUCCUCCGAGAGCAACCGCGACCGCAGGGAGCGCCUCCGGCAGCUGGCGCUGGAGACCAUUGACAUCAACAAGGACCCCUACUUCAUGAAAAACCACCUGGGCUCGUACGAGUGCAAGCUGUGCCUGACGCUCCACAACAAUGAGGGCAGUUACCUCGCGCACACCCAGGGCAAGAAGCAUCAGACCAACUUGGCCCGGCGAGCAGCCAAGGAGGCCAAGGAGGCCCCCGCCCAGCCGGCGCCGGAGAAGGUCAAGGUGGAGGUGAAGAAGUUUGUGAAGAUCGGCCGCCCGGGCUACAAAGUGACCAAGCAGAGGGACACGGAGAUGGGCCAGCAGAGCCUCCUCUUCCAGAUUGACUACCCAGAGAUCGCCGAGGGCAUCAUGCCACGCCACCGCUUCAUGUCCGCCUACGAGCAGAGGAUCGAGCCUCCGGACCGGCGCUGGCAGUACCUGCUGAUGGCCGCCGAGCCCUACGAGACCAUCGCCUUCAAGGUGCCCAGCAGGGAGAUUGACAAGGCUGAAGGCAAGUUUUGGACUCACUGGAACCGGGAGACCAAGCAGUUUUUUCUCCAGUUCCACUUUAAGAUGGAGAAGCCACCGGCACCGCCGAGCCUCCCGGCCGGGCCUCCUGGAGUGAAGCGGCCUCCGCCCCCGCUGAUGAAUGGCUUGCCCCCUCGGCCACCACUGCCCGAGUCCUUGCCCCCACCCCCACCCGGAGGCCUGCCUCUGCCACCCAUGCCGCCUAGUGGGCCUGCACCUUCGGGCCCCCCGGGCCCCCCCCAGCUGCCCCCGCCAGCCCCCGGGGUCCACCCCCCAGCACCCGUGGUCCACCCCCCAGCAUCUGGGGUCCACCCACCAGCCCCCGGGGUCCACCCACCGGCACCCGUGGUCCACCCCCCAGCAUCUGGGGUCCACCCUCCUGCUCCCGGGGUCCACCCUCCGGCCCCAGGAGUCCACCCUCCGGCCCCAGGGGUCCACCCACCGGCCCCAGGGGUCCACCCACCGGCCCCAGGAGUCCAUCCUCCCCCAUCUGCUGGGGUCCACCCCCCAGCCCCCGGGGUGCACCCACCAGCUCCUGCGGUCCACCCCCAGGCCCCGGGGGUCCAUCCAGCAGCUCCUGGGGUCCACCCCCCAGCCCCAGGGAUCCACCCCCAGCCUCCUGGGGUCCACCCUCCCCCUCCUGGGGUCCAUCCUCCAGCUCCUGGGGUCCACCCCCAGCCUCCUGGAGUUCACCCCUCCAAUCCCGGGGUCCACCCCCCGACUCCCAUGCCCCCAAUGCUGAGGCCCCCACUCCCCUCCGAAGGCCCUGGGAGCAUUCCUCCCCCUCCCCCUGCCAACUGAAAAGCUGCCCCGUCCUGGCACGUCUGGUUCUGAUUCCUGUAUUUUUCCCCUGGAGUGAAGUCCGUGCUUCUGUACGGGGCUGAGCCGUGUCCCCAAAACGCAUUAAACAGCUUUCCUGA
Molecule: messenger RNA, 1637 nt
Organism: Equus quagga
Lineage: Eukaryota; Metazoa; Chordata; Mammalia; Perissodactyla; Equidae
Gene: SF3A2
Product: splicing factor 3a subunit 2
Exons: 9
Coding region: 124-1518 (464 amino acids)
Biological process (GO): spliceosomal complex assembly
Cellular component (GO): U2 snRNP; catalytic step 2 spliceosome; nucleus
Molecular function (GO): nucleic acid binding; zinc ion binding
Source: RefSeq, a predicted model, not a curated record